Messenger RNA from Knipowitschia caucasica, 702 nucleotides. The record is from the annotation of a GenBank genome assembly. NCBI's taxonomy places the organism in Eukaryota, Metazoa, Chordata, Actinopteri, Gobiiformes, Gobiidae.
AUGUACAACCCUCCUAUUGCAAAUCCAAAUCCGGUGGUCCACAACAUCCCAAUACCGCCUAAACCAAUGCCACCAAUUGCCCCUCCUGCGGCAGUCAAGCUGGGACAAGAAGGCUUCAAGAAAGUCUGCCGAAGUGAAGAAGACAGCCCCAGCCCCUUUCCAGGUCUGCCCUCUGGCGUGUUGGAGAUGCGCGUGAAGGAGGGCAGCAAAAUCCGUAACCUAAUGGGCUUUGCCAUGGCUCGGAUGCAAGGCGAGAAGGGAGCGACCGGAACUGAAGACAGCGCCAGAGGUCUGAGGCAGGUGGUCUUCAGCGGGUCGGGCCGAGCAGUUACCAAAACCAUCACGUGUGCAGAGAUCAUGAAGCGGAAAGUAGGGUCCCUCCACCAGCUUACCAAACUGCGCUAUAAAACUGUGAAAGAGGUGUGGGAGAACAGCGAAGGGGGAGCUUCAGAGAUGACAGUUCACAGGUCAGUUCCUUCCAUCAGCAUUCUGCUAUCCAAAGACCCGCUUGACCCCGCGGAGCCCGGCUACCAACCUCCGGAGGCUAUGAGUGCGCUCUGGGAGGAGAGGGAAGGCGUUGAUUCGUCUCAGUCAGCAGCAUGUAAAAGACCUCCAGGACCUCUGCCGUACAGCGCCGGUUUCCCCCCUGGUAAAAGAGUGUGUCUGGGGGAAGGGGCUCGGAUGCCGCUGCCCCCGCUGUGA